AUGGACUUUCCCAUGAACUGGCUGCCGCCCGAUAACUCGAUUGCUAUCGACUAUGACAGCAUCGUGGGUUGGGGUAUAGGCUCAUUAGAUUAUUUCUCAUUCCCAGAUUCGUCAACAGACGUUGCUGCGACCAACACGACAAACCCAGAAGCAUCAGCUGAAAAUGAACCACUGAGUAUCAACAGCAUCCAGAAUCGUACAUCGGCGCCCCGAUCUCCGCACUCGUCCAAGCACACCGUCUCCCCCAGCGCUGCCCCUGGUGGUCUGUACGCCACAAGCUUCAAUGGGGCCAGGAUGCCAUGCACUGUCCGAGGUCGAAGAGCCAAUCGAUUGCUUCCGGGUGCCACCCCAAUCCAACCUGUCGGCUCGCUAAGACCUCAAACUCACUCAAGCACUGAAGCACUGGAGUUCCCUGAUACGAGCCAUAUUCUUCUCAAUGACCAGGACUCCAAACUUUGCCUUGGAAACGACACCAUUUUCUCAUCCUACGCAAGCUCGCGAUACCCUGGUUUAUCUACUCUGAACAUGUUUGUGCAACUCUACCUCGACAAUUUCGACCCCAUCCUUCCCAUCUUGCACGACCAAGUGGUCCAGAUAGCAAAUCACUGGCUUCUUGCUCUUGCAGUGUGUGCAAUUGGCUGUCAAUAUGCGGAGGCAGAUGAAUUUUCGAAAAUGGUCGAGCCGCUGCACGAGUUUCUUCGACGAGCCAUCGCAGUGGAAUAUAUGAACUGCAAUCUCCAGGAUAUAGGAAAAACGGGUAGUGGCAUCGCUUUGGCCCAGGCCAUGACCCUCAGUCAGGUUGGUAUGCUUUACUCUGGAUCUCGGCAAUUGCUGCAACACGCAAAAGCACAGCAUGGGGCGCUUGUUUCCAUGGCUCGUAACUUGGCUCUCCAAAACCCUACUUCCGGACCCGUUGCAACUUUCUUGCAGUUUGGUGGCGACCGGCAUGCAUCGGCCUGGAGCAAAAUCAUAUCUGAAGAGUGUAAACGCAGGAUUGGUUACGCUGUUUGGCUUUUGGAUUGCAUGGCAGUAUAUCACUUUCAACAACAGCCAUCGAUGCCAUCUCAUUUAGCUCCCGUACCCCUGCCAAACGACAAGAUUUGGCAACUAAGAUCUGCGUCCGACUGGGCCGCACAAUCGGCAACCAUACAGGAAACCCCAUCCCUGGCCUCUGCAACCAUUUCACUGUUCCGCGAAAAGCAGAUUGUGGGGAACCUAGGUCAAUUUAGUCAUGUAAUUCUGCUUCAUGGGGUUUUCCGAGAGAUCUUCCAGCUCAAAGAUUGCUUUGCAAGACCGCUUGGCAAUUGGAUUCCGUCCAUUCAGCAAGCAGCGAGGGACAAUGAAGACAUUCCCAACAUGUCGGCCGGCCCCGGCCCGUGGAGCGAGGAGUUGCUCAGCAGCUGGCGUAAUGCGGCGCUCGAUUGCGUUGACGUGCUACACUGGGCUGCAAACGGAACAAUUGCUCGACAAGCAGGGACCGAGCAUCCCGCUGUGUUCCACCUACAUUUCUCAAGAACAGUUUUGCUAGCGCCGUUCAACCGCUUCCAGACUCUGGCCGAAUCAAUAGUUUCCUUCACAGUCGAUCCAGCCUCUCGCGCACGUCAUACGUCCAGCCGCCAACAAGCCAUCGAGGCCGAACGCGACAUUCUUGAAUGGGCGCAGAGAGAUCAGUGUAAGGCGAGGUUAGCCGUACUACACAGCGGAUGCUUAUUCUGGCAUGUGCGACGUUACAGCACCAGGGCCUUUUACGAACCCAUAGCCAUAUUCCUGGCUACGCUGACCAUAUGGGCGUAUAGUUCGUAUGCUUCGAGAACGAGUCCCUCGAGCCAAGAUCGUAUCCGGUCUGCAGGUGACACUCAGGAUGCUGGCAGUGAGAUGCACAGUGGAGAUGAUCCCCAGGAUGCUCUCGAUGCGCGCUCCCCUUCCGACAGUGACUUCGGGCCGGUGCCAACGUUUAUACAUUUAGACCGGCCCAAUGAUGACGAAAUGGUGCAAUUCUUCGUCAGAUUCGGCACCGCUGCCAAUAUGAAGGCAAACGUGGCAGGUGUAGGCGAUAUAUACUCGACAAAGGGACCCGCAAGAAUACUACGCGAAGGACGCAAGAUACUAGCCGCAGUCUCCACUGCCUGGGGCAGAUCAGAGAAAAUGUCUUCCCUCCUUGCGAUGCUGGAACAGAUCGCGUCAGGUCGCAUGACGCCAGCUUCGGCUGCAGAGUGA
Molecule: messenger RNA, 2217 nt
Organism: Exserohilum turcica Et28A
Lineage: Eukaryota; Fungi; Ascomycota; Dothideomycetes; Pleosporales; Pleosporaceae
Exons: 5
Coding region: 1-2217 (738 amino acids)
Biological process (GO): DNA-templated transcription
Molecular function (GO): zinc ion binding; DNA binding
Source: RefSeq, a predicted model, not a curated record